GGGCAUCAAUCAAUUGCCGUCACCGAGCGAAGAUGCAACUCAAUCUUGGAGCGAUUUUUCUGACCCUGCUGGGACUGAUGGCCACCGCCCCAGCGGUCCUCUCGGAGCCCCAUCGUCACCAGGGACCCAUUUUCGACACGAGGCCGUCGCCCUUCAAUCCCAACCAGCCCAGGCCGUCCCCCGUACUUUACUGAAGAGUUCGAUGGCAGAUGGAAACCCGGGCGGCUGAUUUAGUUAACACGUUGAGUAAAUUAAUAAAAUUAAAGCAUAACUGAA
Drosophila ficusphila is the source of this 276-nucleotide messenger RNA. RefSeq names its product metchnikowin. NCBI's taxonomy places the organism in Eukaryota, Metazoa, Arthropoda, Insecta, Diptera, Drosophilidae. The record is from RefSeq and is a predicted model, not a curated record. Gene Ontology annotation, biological process: antibacterial humoral response; antifungal humoral response. The coding region runs from base 33 to 194 and encodes 53 amino acids. The transcript has a single exon.